Messenger RNA from Cebus imitator (Panamanian white-faced capuchin), 375 nucleotides. Its product is annotated as 60S ribosomal protein L37a. NCBI's taxonomy places the organism in Eukaryota, Metazoa, Chordata, Mammalia, Primates, Cebidae. Gene Ontology annotation, cellular component: ribosome. Bases 39 to 317 code for a protein of 92 amino acids. Gene Ontology annotation, biological process: translation. The transcript has a single exon. Gene Ontology annotation, molecular function: structural constituent of ribosome. The record is from RefSeq and is a predicted model, not a curated record.
AAUACAAAAUUAGCUCUCUCUGGGCUCGGACCGGCAACAUGGCCAAACGUACCAAGAAGGUUGGGAUCGUCGGUAAAUACGGGACCCGCUAUGGGGCCUCCCUCCGGAAAAUGGUGAAGAAAAUUGAAAUCAGCCAGCAUGCCAAGUACACUUGCUCUUUCUGUGGCAAAACCAAGAUGAAGAGACGAGCUGUGGGCAUCUGGCACUGUGGUUCCUGCAUGAAGACAGUGGCUGGCGGUGCCUGGACGUACAAUACCACUUCCGCUGUCACAGUAAAGUCCGCCAUCAGAAGACUGAAGGAAUUGAAAGACCAGUAGACGCUCCUCUACUCUUUGAGACAUCACUGGCCUAUAAUAAAUGGGUUAAUUUAUGUAA